Molecule: messenger RNA, 756 nt
Organism: Helianthus annuus (common sunflower)
Lineage: Eukaryota; Viridiplantae; Streptophyta; Magnoliopsida; Asterales; Asteraceae
Exons: 1
Coding region: 1-756 (251 amino acids)
Source: RefSeq, a predicted model, not a curated record
AUGGGUGAUUUUAAUGCUGUUCGCAAACGGGAUGAAAGGAGAAAUUCUAUUUUUAAUAAUAAAUGCGCUUCUAAUUUUAAUAAUUUCAUUUCGGAAAAUGGGUUAAGAGAAUACGAUAUGAAAGGAAAAACAUUCACGUAUCUUAAAGAUAACGGUAAAAAACUUAGCAAGAUUGAUAGAUUUUUUGUUUGUCAAGAGUUCUUUUCUAGAGUGGCCGGUGGCAUGCCUUCGGCGUUACCGAGAUUUCUAUUGGACCACUGCCCUCUAUUUUUGACAUGCUCGGAUAAAAAAUUCAGACCCAAACCAUUUAGAUAUUUCAAUUCGUUGUUGGAAAGAAAAGAUUUUGAUGAGGUGGUUCAUAAGGCAAUUGUUAAUUUUACCGGGGAUGAAGAGCCAGACAAGGCGCUGAUACAGAAAUUAAAGGAGAUUAGGGAUGGUAUAAAACCAUGGAAAAGAGCGGUUUUAGCCAAGGAAGGGGAAACGGAGUCGAUUCUUAAGGAAGAAUUAGAAAUCCUGGAGGAAUUGUCGGAAAAUAGAGACUUAUCCGAAGAGGAUGAGUGGGCCAAGAUGGAAUGUCAAAAAAAUCUUAAUGAGCUAGAAGGUUAUAAAAUUAAAGACCUCAAACAAAGAGUUAGAGCUAAAUGGGAUUUGGAAGGUGAUGAGAAUUCUGCGUUCAUCCAUGGGUACAUCAAAAGUAGACGGGCUUUCAAGAAUAUCCCAGGUCUUAUGAUCGACGAUGUGUGGAACCCUCUUUGA